Messenger RNA from Linum tenue, 3039 nucleotides. NCBI's taxonomy places the organism in Eukaryota, Viridiplantae, Streptophyta, Magnoliopsida, Malpighiales, Linaceae. The record is from the annotation of a GenBank genome assembly.
AGUCGUCAUCUCACCGGCUCGCUCACCCCGACCUGACCAAAAAGGCAAACACCCACCCAGCUGCUUUUGUACUUUCAUAAUCAGGCAGCCGAUCGAUCUCGAAGCGCCGCGGAGAGACGGCGGAAGAAGACUAUUGAGAAAAUGGCAGAGGAUCCUGAGAAGAAGUUCCACUCCAUCAUGGACAAGCUCUUUAGUUCCCCCAACUCUUCUUCUCUUAGUUCGUCCGCGGGAGAAUCGUCAAGAGGGAAGAAGCGGCCAAAUCCCGAGUCUGCACUAGCCUUAGUGGAGCCAAGAGCGAUGGGGGAUAUUCUCGAUGUUCCUCAGCGCUCUGUAGUAGCUCAGAGCAAUGUUCCGUUGUGUAGACCGUGGGACAGAGGUGACUUGAUGAAGAGGCUGGCUACUUUUAAAUCCAUGACCUGGUUCGGCAAGCCAAAGGCUGUAAAUGCUGUAAGCUGUGCAAGGAGGGGGUGGAUCAAUGUGGACGCAGAUAUCAUCGCAUGUGAAGCAUGUGGUGCACGUCUCCUUUUCUCAACUCCAUCAUCUUGGCCACAGCAGCAAGGCAAGCAAUAUCCCUAUGCUGAUGAGUUUGAGAAAGCAGCUUUGGUAUUUAGCUUAAAGCUGGAUAGUGGACACAAGUUACUGUGUCCAUGGGCUGACAACACAUGUGAUGAAAGAUUGGCAGAGUUUCCUCCCACCCCAUUUCCAGUGCUAGUUGAUCAAUUUGAAGAGCGCUCCUCAAAACUUUUGCAACUCUUGGCACUUCCUGUAGUUUCAUCUUCAGCCAUCGAAUACAUGAGAAGUCCGCAGCUGGAAGAAUUUCUUAGUCAGUCUCCAAAUCUCAACCUCUGGAAUGAAUCUGCCAGCAUAUCCGAAAUAGAGUUCUUGGGAAAUGAGAAAGAAGCUGAGAGUGCAAAGCUGUAUUAUCAGGCACAACUGUUAAUUAGUCUGUGUGGCUGGGAACCACAUUUACUACCUUAUGUUGUUGAUUGCGUUGAAAAACCAAAGGGGUCUGAAAUUUUGAAGUCAUCCCUUACUGAUUCUACAAGACAUAGUUCAAGCAAUGUCCGUUCAGCCGCUACUGGACAAAAAGAGGUUAGUGAGGAAGGUAGGAGCAAUGUUGCAUCAUCUGUUGAUCCUAAUUCCAUCGUUUUGAAUUGCGGGCUUUGUGGAGCUAGUGUGGGAUUGUGGACGUAUUCUACCGUUCCAAGGCCUCUGGAGUUGUUUAGGGUGGCUGGAGUAGUAGAAGUAAAUAGCAAGAGUGGCGGGCAAGAACUAGAAAACACAGAUCCUGUUAACAAAGUUGGAGUUGUAACUUCUUCCUCAAACAGUUUUCUGUCUCCCCCCACGAGUAUGAAGUUCACUAUUGCUGGGGGUCCUCCUCCAACAAAACAGAACUUCAAAGCAACAGUAUCACUGCCUGUUAUUGGGAGGAAUUUGAGGGCCAGGCUGUCAUAUGACAAGGAUUUUGGAGACCAUUCAAAUGGAAGCCAGUUGGAUUCUGCAUCUCAGUCUCAAAAAUUAUUUUCUUCGAACAUGCCUAUGGAUCACACUGAAGAUAAGGCAGGUGAUAACCUAUCUCAAUCUGAAACACUGGAUUCGUCAAAGGGCAAAGAACAUGAUGAAAGGCAGGGUAGUGCUGCUAACACUGAGCACUCGUCUGUGUUCAACUCUGGAGGUUGUAAAACUCCUGAAAAUGAUAAUGCUCAGCCAUUGUUGGAAGCAAGCACAAGUGUUGCCCCAAAUAUACAGUCAAACCAAUCUGAAAGUUCUAGUAUUAAAAGCAGUUUGAUCUCUAUUAGAAAAAGCAACGGUGGCAUUGAAGGCUCACAUAAUCAAGGAAACGGAGAAGUUGUGGUGUCUGGUACUGGUAACCAAUAAUUGCUUUUGUUGUGUCUUCUCUUUUUUGUUCUUUGAGUAGCUGGUUAGUUAUCGUUGAUCCACUUUUGGCAUUAUGAUUCACAAGGGUUUUAUUUGCUUAAGAUUAUGAACUACUCUUGAUUUUACUGGUUGUUUAUAUUUUGUUUAGACAGUCAUACACACUUGCAUGUCUGAUUCUGAACGUAUACAAGUUUAAAAUAAUCACCCUUCCGAUUUGGUGCAGGAAAGGAAUUCAAGGAAGUUGCAUCGGAUAGAAGUGUGGAUUUUGAUCCCAUCAGACAGCACAGGCACUUUUGUCCGUGGAUUGUACCGACCAACAGUGGAGCAGCAGGUUGGCAGCAAACUCUGACUGCUUUGCAUCGCCAGAAUGAUCCAUCUAAUUCAUCACCCAAAACUCCUCCUUCAGCUUCUUCCAUUAUCAAGGUUGACGAUCCCAUAACUUCAGUUCGAAGGCUUUUCUGGUCUCCGUCAGCCAAAAGGCCAAAGCUCGCUCCUGGAUCAAGCUGAAGCAUCAUUUCAUUUGCAGUGAAUUGAUUUUGCCAGGUGAUGCCAGCUUGCCCACCCACCAGUUUACUAGACCUGGAAGCGCCAACCGGGACAACAUCAUCUUACAGACCAAUGACGAGUCGACCUGUUGGCUUCCCAUCAAUGGAUAUAUCAAGAAAUUCCCGCCAUGGGCCAGCAGAAGCAGCAGCGAGGUAUUGCUGAAAAGUGAAAACUGCGAGGUCUCUGCGUGAGAACUGAUUUUGGGGAUUCUCUCAGAAGCGGUAGUGAUGGAGAAGCAGGGGGAUAUGUGUAGUCGGCGCAGACGACCGUGUGGGGAGCAGGAUGAUUAUGAUGGUGGAGUCGAAUGUUGGAUUGGGAGAUUCUGGAGUCAUGUAACAUUUCUAUUUAUGAGUAUUUAUAGCUUCAGGUUCUGAGUCCUGGGAGUGUGUCUGUGAGCAAAGGGCAGUGCUAUGAUUCACAAGAGAUAAGGAAAGGGAAAGAAGCUAGUGGGCCAUUAGAUCGUAUUGUUGUUUGUUUGUAUUUCCUUUGCCGAGGUUGGUCCAAUUUCGCGGAUGAUUGUUUGUAUCAACUAAAGCAUUUACUUAUGUUAAUGAGGGGUGUACAUCGGUCAAUUCGGAUUAGUAUCGGAUUGUGCCUCGUGAUUGAAGUUCUUGC